UAUGAUAAUAUCUAUUUGUUGAAGAAUUCCCGAUAUUCUUGCCGGUCGAACCUACGGACGUCUUUAGCCAGGAGAAGGAUACGAUUGGUGGGCUAGCUCCGUCAAACUGUCGACGAACUAUUGACCAAGAAGAGAUUAGGCAAGGGUCGGUUGUGACUGAACUUGACGACAGUAUUUGUCAAAUGUAGCGAAAGAGUUUUUACCCCAGUCAGUUUGGAUAUCAACACACCCAUAGGUCUGUAUGGGGGACAGGCAGCAGUACACAAUCACCAUGCAAUCCACAGUUGAUGGCCAGAAACUGCCUCGAAGAAAUGUUUGGAUCAAGAAAAUGUAUAGGGUAAGUCAGCUGGCAACAAUAAUAUUGUACUAGUGAGGGCCGAGUGGCUCACGUCAGCCAUAAGCCAUACCAGUGGCUUACAAGAAUCCUCGCGAUGCCUUCACUUCACUUCACUCGAGGUGAUCAACUCUUUCAAUAGUAUUUUGCAAUCAACAGUUUCGUACGAUAUAUUUUUAAAUCAGAAAAAGAUGGGACGAGAACGUCCCGGCACCUCUCAGCGCUCAACGAAUGCCAGUCAAUCUAGUCAAAAGGAGCCUUCAGCCAUCAAGAAGAAGGUCAUCCGCCGUGAUCCCGAGAAGAGGCGCCUACAGAACCGCUUAGCUCAGCAGACAUACAGGGAAAAGCAGCGGAAGCGCAUACAGGAGCUAGAGCGCCGAGCAGCCGAGCAGGGAGCUGCAUUACAGGAAAACAGUGACAGGUCCCUCAUUCACGGGGAGAAUCCCGCAGGAGGGCUUACUUCAGCACCUGUCAGUGGAACUCCCAUAGACGCUGAAACUAUCAAUCCUUCAUACCCCCAUCCUGAUCCUGGAAACUCGAUAUCACAGUCGACGACGGAUAUAGGGACGUGGAGUGCCAGCCUCAUCUUCGAAGACUUUGACCAAUGGAUUUCUGAAAACCCCAUAUACGAUGAGUACACAGCACCAGUGCUGUUCUUCAACUGUGGUUGUCCUACACUUCACAUUCCCAACCAUUCCAGAGAAGUCCUUCUCCCUGUUAUCCCAGAUCCAUACAAAAACAAUCUCCAGAUCGACAUCAUAUGCAUUAUCAGCGCUAUGCUCGAGAAUUGUCUCUCACUUGGGAUAACAAGAUCGAUGUACUGUUCUGACGAUGCCAUUUCACCCUUCUACAGGGCACACGCGGAUUCGGAUCCUAAUCCUGAAGCUAUCAUCACAUCUGUCCAGCGUGGAUCCCGCACCCUGCAUUUCGAUCUCCGCCCUACACGAAAGCAGGUUGUUGUUAAUCACCAUCCGUUUAUCGAUGUGAUUCCCUUCAAGGAUAUCAGGGACAACAUCAUCGAGAAGAUGAAUGACAUGGAUGAGGAUGAGUUCUUCCAUGAUUCACUUAAUCACUUGACUUGUUGGGGAGGCAUUGCAGGCGCACAUACUGGAACCCCCUGGGACUCAAGAAGUUGGGAGGCAACGGAAGAGUUCAUACUCAAGUGGUCGGACAUUGUAGGGGGUGACGAAGGCGAAUUGGCGAGGAACUCACGGUGGUGGAGAUCACAUCGCGGCGAACGGAUAGUGACUGAAAUAUUCUAACCUCGACGUGAGAUUCCAAAAAGCGUACCAAGGUUUCUGUAGAUGUUGGUUUCGAAUCUACGUUCAAUGUAUUUGACUGUCUAUACAGAUAUGCACAACGUCGUUCAAUAUGCUCAAUGCGCUGAAAUGCACACCACUAUCAUGGCAUAAGGACUGCCAUGAAAAAGAGAACGCCGUGAUCUACCAUAACGCCGUUAACAACAAGAAGGCGAGCAGCCCCCGCCAAAUAAACAUCUACCCAUUUAACCAAACCCCAAGACGCCCCGAGAAAAGGAAGAAGAAAAAAGUCCCAGCAUAUUCGUAUACCAUUCUGCUGUAUAUUGGCGUGCAUUCGCUUAAUGUACCGUGUGUAUCGUAUUCAGGGCCUACAUGACAGCGCACGAGCCCAGGGUGCGUGCCCUCCGACGGCCGGUAGGACCAAAACCACCAUCCUCUUCGUCUAAAUGGAGGGCCUGGGCUUCUCUGGCUCGACGCCUGCGUCUUCGGUAGCCUGCACCUGUCAUGCCUGCUUCUUCUGUGGCUUGCAUGUAGUCUGCCCAUUUCCUCUCCAGGCGACCAGCGGACGCAAGAUCACCACGCAGAACUCGCUUCUGAUGCUCAUCGACGGUCAUCUGAAAGCCAUAGAAGCACUUAAGCCCGAUCAUCUCGGUUGGGUAGCUCACUCGGCCAGGUUGGCCUGAUACAGCCUUGACUUGUGUGUUGCGAAAGAGCACCUCACGGACACCUGUCCAGGUCACGUUUUGACAAUCGUAGACGACCAUUUGGAGGGUCAGUUUCGGUCGUGUUCCCGUUUCGAUAGAUCGUUGAGAGCGUUUCAUGACCAUUGCGGCUGCUUCGGCGAGGACGAGGUCACUGACUCGAGUGUUGUCAAGGUCGACGUUCUGAAGGUUCGUGCAUGUUUGCAUAACCGGAAUCAUCCCAGUGUCGCCCAAGUUUUCGCAGUAGCUAAGAGAGAGAUGCUCUAUCGAAGAUGCACAAGGAGCUUUGGCGAGAUGCUCUGAUAGGAUCGAGUUCGUGAGGUUUUCGAGGUCCUCGAGUUCGAGGUGUGUCAACCGAGGGGUGGAAGCGAGAAUGGACUCGAGAGCGUCGUCAUUCAACAACUUACAGCCUGAGAGUUGCAGACCCUCAAGAUCAGGGACAAGAUGGCCGAUCGCCUUCACGCCUGCAUCUGUUAGUCGGACACAGCGGCUCAGGUCGAGGUGACGAAGCUUGCGGGCUGGCACAAUGGGUCGUUCAGAGAGGAUAUCGAUUUCAGGCUCAACACCAUGCAUCAUAAUCUGGAGGGCUUCGUCGUUGAGUUCGGCGCAUCCGCUCAGAACCAACCUCUCCAAGUUAUUUGUCUUGAAAAUAGCCUCGGCAGUCGCAACAUUGUCGAAUCCUCCAACUUCACCGGCCCGAAGAUCCCUCAAUCUCGGGCAAGCCUCUACGACUGCCUUGAUACCUCGAGCAUCUACCCUGCCGCACCAGGAAAUAUUGAUGGUCUCGAGCUGAGGGCAGGACUCGGCAAUGAUCUUGCAGGAUGUGUUUGAGACCGCAGUCAGCCCUGUGAGAUUGAGGCUAACAAGCUUCUCGUUGUUACGUAGCAAGCUAUGCAGCGUGCUCUUUUGGAAAUUUUGGCAACCUUCCAGGGUUGCGUUCAUGAGGUUCUUGCAUGCCUUUACAAUGACCUCGGUGCGCUUGUAGUGCUCGACCUGCACGCAACCUCGCAGGUUGAGAUUCUUGAUGAAAGGACCAGCCGCAACAAUAAUCCUGGCGAGUGAUUCGGCUGGAAUCUCGCGAUAGAAUUCCGAAGCGUCAAGGGAAGUCCACAGCUGACCAUCAAAGCAGGCCUUGUAAAAGGCCUUGGAUACUCGAGAUGCCUGCACGAGUUCUCUUGGCUGGAAGAAAGAAAAGAUGUGAAUCUGAAGCUCACUGGGCAUCUUGUCCCAGAAACGGAAUGGUUGCUUCUGAAUAGGUUUUACACCAGGUCGGGUUCGAAUCUGUACGUCCUGCUUAGACCGAAACUCUGAUGGGAGAGGGGCGGUCCCAGGAGUGGUAACCGGAGUCGCAUUUUCGACCUUACGAAUGGCCAAAUAACCAUCAGGAGUGUCGAAUGGAAACUCCCCUGAAGAUUGGGGGGUUGAGCUCAAAGCGCUGGGUAGACCAAGAGGCGAGGGCUGUGGGGUCGAUGAACGGGCGCUGUAGGGGGUCUGAGGCGGUCCAGUGGCCGCAAGACUAACACACGAGAGAGUGCUUCGAGUGCUAUAAGGACUCCCACGGCUUCCAACCGAUCUGGAGCGACGCAGACCACUCAAUGAAGGCGUUGAAGAUAUUCGCUGGAUUCGCUGGAUCAGACGGUGUCGGCUCUUGCCCUUGACCGGCAUGUCCGGCGCUGGCGGAGUGGAUACGCCCUCUGGGCCCGGGCUCGGAGCGCCGGACGAUGUUAUCUCGUGGACCUCCAUGACUAGAAAUUCCAAUUGUGUUCGAGGCGUGCUUGUAUGUUCUUUGUACUGUAUAGAGCGCGAAACGUCUAGUAUCACAGCUGCCGUAUGAAAGAGACAGACGGGAUAACGCCUGCUGCUAACAAUUGAAGAUAAUUGUCUGAUUGAAGUCGGUCGAUAGUGGGGGCGGCUUGGAGCCUUGCUCGCUGGUCGCUUACAGCAAAUGCAGGAUCCUUUAUUUCAUCGCUGGCGGAGGAAGGAUGUAUAUCGAUAUGAGCCGGGAGUAAAACUGAUGGACGAAAGGAGGAAUGGUGAAAUAGAAAAGAAGCAAGUGUCAAAAAAAAAGUCGCGAAGAAGGAUGGAAGAAGAAUAUAGAAUAAGCAGGGUCCAGUGUUCUGCUGGGAAACCGAGGGGAUCAGCAGACGAACGGGGGACUCGGGAGAGGGUGGUGGGGGUGGUCAGCGGGGCCGUUUCGUCGUACUGGGCUUUUACUUGAAGCGAGGAAGUUUCCAAUAGAAUCGAGUCUCGUUUUCUAGUUGAAGUUGGAGAACAGGGCACAUGCCCGUGAGGAGAUGAACAUGACCGUGGGUGUGAGGUGAUCACCAGAGAAGAGGGAAAAGGAAAGGAAAGGGUUGAG
This is a messenger RNA of Fusarium odoratissimum NRRL 54006, 4653 nucleotides long. RefSeq lists its product as uncharacterized. Bases 526 to 1596 code for a protein of 356 amino acids. Gene Ontology annotation, biological process: regulation of DNA-templated transcription. NCBI's taxonomy places the organism in Eukaryota, Fungi, Ascomycota, Sordariomycetes, Hypocreales, Nectriaceae. The record is from RefSeq and is a predicted model, not a curated record. The transcript is spliced from 2 exons. Gene Ontology annotation, molecular function: DNA-binding transcription factor activity.